Molecule: messenger RNA, 1080 nt
Organism: Acanthosepion pharaonis
Lineage: Eukaryota; Metazoa; Mollusca; Cephalopoda; Sepiida; Sepiidae
Source: the annotation of a GenBank genome assembly
AUGAUACAUACAUCUAUCUAUCUAUCUAUCUAUUUAUCUAUCUAUCUAUCUAUAUACGACGUCUCUAUCGACACUAUCAAAGCUUUCUGGAAGUCGACGAAGACUGAGUACACGGGGGUCUGCCAUUCCAUGGACUGUUCGUUGAUGAUGCUUCAGUCACUCAUUCUUAUUCCCAUAUCUUGUGCAGGAGUGAGUGCAGCAUGUCAGUUGAAGUCUGGAUGUCUGCCUUCAGUGCUUCGGGUCUCGCCUUAUCGCAUUCUUUUUUCUAUUUCUCCUCCGCCUCCGCCUCCUUCUUCCUCCUCCUUCUUCUUCACUUCCUCCUCUUCUCUUCCUUCACCUUUUCUUCUCUUCCUCCUCCUUCUCUUCCUCAUUCCCCUUCUUCUUCUUCUUCUUCUUCUUCUUUCUUUCUUUCGUCGCUUUUCUUUCGUUUUUCUCUUCUGGAUCUCCUUUCUGUCAAUUAUCCCUCAUUUCCUUUUUACGUUUCCUAUUUCUGUUUUUUUUUUACAUUUUUCUAUCUUUUUUCUCACUUUUUUUUUUUGCCUCCGUCAGCUUUCUUCGUCUUUUCUUUACUUUUGUCACUAUUUUUUUCUUGUUUUCGUUUUUUUUCCUUUCUUUCCCUAUCCGUUUCAUUUAAUACUUUUCUACUUAUUUCUUUCGUUCUUUCUUUCCUUAUUCAUUACUUUUGAUACUUUUCUUCUUUCUUUCUUUCUUUCUUCAUUAUUCGUUACUUCCUUCCCUUUUCUUUCUGUUUUUCUUUCUUUUUUUCAACAUUGUUUUCCCAUAUUACUUUCGUUACUAUCGUUUGUCAUUAUUCUUUCUUUCUUUUUUCUUUCAUCAUUUUCUUUCUUCUUUUCGUUUUGCCACCUUUCUGACUUUCAUUUUUUACAUUUUUUUCCGUUUAAUUUUCAUUAUCUUUCUUUCGUUAUUUUGUUAACUUUCUUUAUUCCUUUUCUUUUUCAUUAUAAUCUUUCUUUCUGUUUACUUUCUUUAUUUUCUUCCUCCUUUCUUUCAUUUUCCUCAUUCAUCUCUCGCACCCUUUCGUCAGCUUUCUACAUUUCUUUCUAUCAUCAUUUCAUUUAA